Messenger RNA from Pogonomyrmex barbatus (red harvester ant), 1655 nucleotides. RefSeq lists its product as uncharacterized. NCBI's taxonomy places the organism in Eukaryota, Metazoa, Arthropoda, Insecta, Hymenoptera, Formicidae. The record is from RefSeq and is a predicted model, not a curated record.
GACGUCGAAGCGGAGGCGCGCGAGCGUCGGUGCCCGCGCCGAUCAGUCCGCGCGGGACGCUCGACGAGCGAGGAUCGUGUUCACGGCUUGGCUCUCGAGGUCUCUCUCAGGUGCACCGGUGGGUUAACGGCUAGAGCGAGGGAGGGAGAGAAAGAGGGCUAGUUUUCCGCACGCAGUUUUCCGCAGGGCCGACGGCGCCGUAAAGGAGAAGGGAAAAACGGCGGCGAUCAUAGAGAAGCAUUUCUCGCGAGACGACCGGGACCCCGGGAGUAUUGGAGCACAGAUGGUGAGAGGAUCGUUACCCGAUAUCGCAGUGACUGAUAUGGCAUCGGGCAGAGAAAUCCACGGUGCUUUCAGCCUGAUCGUGGACGACGUGGACUCGCACUCGAUCCUCAGCGACGGCUCCGACCUGGACGGGCUCUCGCGCGAGAGCAGCUCGCAGAACUCGGCGUCGCAGACGCCGCUGGACAGCCCCGGUGGGCCGCGGGAGAGGAUCAAGCAGAUCCAGGUGGAGGCUGAGACCAGGCGGGGCGAGUUCGCCAGGCUACUAGAGGAACACGCGCAGGUGGUGCGCAAGCUGAAGAUGAUGGAGGCAGAGGAGCAGCUAUCGACGACGACGACGACGACGACGACGGCGACCGGGAACGCGACGGUGAUCGGUGGCGCGCACGCGUGAUUUUACGAUUUUAUUUUCACCACCGAUGCCGAGACGGGGGUGUCACCGAGAGUCGGGACCAUCGCGUCGACCACCGUCGUACGACCGACCACAACCGCCUCACUGCGUUUCCCCCUCGUCCGCCUCGAAACCCGCGAAACCCCAUCCGGACGGACCAUCGUCGUUCGUCAUGAUUUGCAGACAAGACGCGGAUGACGUACGGAUUAUUAAUCCUCGAAUGCACCCCUCCUGGACGGACCCGCGAAAUAUCCAUAUACACACGUUGGCGGGAAAGUUACAGGGUACAUCCGAGAUUUAAAUUAUGGAGGAAGGGAGAUAUGGACUACUCGAGAGGAUUUUCCUUGCUGUCUUUUUUCCUUUUUCUCUUCUGUAUUAUGUUACAGUUCCGUUCCGCUUUUUCUCUAAUUUCCGCUUCCGGAUUAAUUUGAUUGCGCGACUUUGAUUUAAUUGAAACAAAGACUGAAAUCAAAUUGAUAAACCCUGACCGAUACGAAAGAAAAAUUUGUGGAAAAAUUUGUAUUUUAUAUUCCGAAUCAUGGCAAUUGAACAAAAUGAAUAUUAAUCUGGUAUAUUUACGAAGAAAUUCGAAGAAAAGUAAGAUGUAAAGGCUUAAUAAAAUUUAUUUCACGAGGUUUUUAUACGUACGAUCAACGCGUAUUUAUUAUCGCGAUUACGGAUUGUAUUACCAUGUAACUUCUCGCAAUUUUAUUUAUAAUUGUGAAUAAAAUAUCUGUUCCGUUUAUUAAAAAUCGAGAUUACGCCGUCGCGCGCGUAAUUCCACCAAUGUAACACAUAUGUACGUAAUACAUAUGUACAUAUUUUAAGCGAAGCCUUUUUUCAUCCGAUUUCAUCCGAUUCCGAGAUCGGAUCGAAGCAAGUCCCAUUGGCAGAAUCAUCAUCAGUGAAGGGUAACCCGUAACCAAUCUCCCGCGACAGGGAUCGUUCUUAAAAUUAAUCCUUGUUUGCAACAAAGUCUGAA